Molecule: messenger RNA, 1551 nt
Organism: Striga asiatica
Lineage: Eukaryota; Viridiplantae; Streptophyta; Magnoliopsida; Lamiales; Orobanchaceae
Source: the annotation of a GenBank genome assembly
AUGACACUAGAAGAUAUGAGAAAGGAAGGAGGAGAUCGCAAUUGGGAAGUUUGGGAUCAGCUCCAGAAAGAGCUAGAAGAAGCUCACUGUUCAGAGGAAAUAUUCUGGCAACAAAAGGCCCGAGCUUUAUGGCUCAAAGAAGAGAUUGAGGAGACCAUUUCUGCCUAUUUUGAGAACCUCUAUACUUCCCAGGGGUCCAGCAAUGGGCAUGAAUUGUUGCCUCUAAUUCCAACAACAAUCACUGAUGAGCUUAACAAUAUUCUUCUUGCACCAGUGGAGGAAGAUGAAAUUAGAAAAGCAGUAUUUAGUAUUCAUCCCCUCAAAGCCCCAGGAGAAGAUGGCAUGACAAGGCUUUUCUAUCAGAAUUUUUGGCCAAUCAUAAGCAGAGAUAUAUGUGCUGCGGUCAAGAACAAUGCUUACCUGUAUGUAUUUCUGAGAAUCAAAAUGCCUUUCUUCCUGUUUUUUCAUUUCUUGAAUGGACAUAGGAGUGGGACUAAUUACUUCAUGGCAUUGGAACUGGAUAUUGUGAAAGCAUUUGAUUGUGUUGAGUGGAAAGCUAUUCAGUUGGCAAUGCUUAGAAUGGGGUUCCACAGACAAAUUAAUGGGCAAGUGGAGAGAGGUAACUUCAGGGUAUUCAAAUUUCCAGGGAAGACUUUUCAGCAAUUCACUGGCCAACAGGUUAACAUGGGCAAAUCUACCAUCUUUUUCAACAAGAAUUCACCAAUGGCUAUACAACAUCGAUGUUGCUCCAUGUUGCCUGGUAUUCAAGUCCAUUCAUCUACCAGAUACUUGGGAUUUCCCUUGGGUAUAGGGAAGUCUAAGAAAGAGGCUUUUGAAUACAUAGUCACAACAGUGAAGAAGAGAAUAAUCAGCUGGAGGAACAAGUGGCUCACUACUGCAGGAAAGGAGGUUCUUAUUAGAGUUGUUCUUAAUGCCCUCCAUGUCUUUGCUAUGUCAUGCUCUGUUCUAGCAGUGGGCUUGUGUGCAGAAAUCUCCAAAAUAUGUGCACAAUUCUGGUGGACUCAAAUUGACUACGCAGCAUGGAGGUUUAGGCUUUCAGACAUCCAAUUACUCAAUUCAGCCCUUAUAGCAAAGCAGCUCUGGAAAUUGGUUAGUGAACCAGAUAGAUUGGUCACCAAGAAACAAAACUCAUCAUGGCUAUGGAAUUGUUGGCUCUCAGUACUGAAAUCUUGUGGGAACUCGAUGCAGAUAGUUGUGAGAAAUGGGAGGAGCAUAAAAAUUUUGCCUGGGAGGGAUAGAGACAUUGAAUAUGUUAGAGACCUUAUGUCUCCAGAAGAUGAAUGGUCCUGGGCUCUGCACAAGAAAGGGACAUUCUCAGUGAAAUCUACCUAUUCCUACCUUAUCACUCAGAAAUUCCUUAAGGCAGGCAAACCUCAAGGAAGUGGGGACUUACACUUAGAUGCUAAAGUUCGAACCAGAAGCUGGAAACUCAAGAGUAGAGGCAUCCAGGUGGAGACAAUUGUAGGCAGUGUGGAGAGGAGCAGGGAUCUAUAUAACAUGUACUUUUUCAUUGCAGCUGGACAAGAGUGA